This is a messenger RNA of Daucus carota subsp. sativus, 2477 nucleotides long. RefSeq names its product receptor-like protein 12. NCBI's taxonomy places the organism in Eukaryota, Viridiplantae, Streptophyta, Magnoliopsida, Apiales, Apiaceae. Gene Ontology annotation, molecular function: protein binding. The record is from RefSeq and is a predicted model, not a curated record. The transcript has 3 exons. Bases 408 to 2477 code for a protein of 689 amino acids.
GAGGGAGAAGCUCUUGUGAAAUGGAAGAAUAGCCUAGCCCCGUCUUCUUCUCUCGACUCUUGGUCCCUCACCAAUCUCGAUAAUCUUUGUAACUGGACUGGCAUUAAUUGUAACUCUGCAGGUUCAGUCUCUGAGAUUAACCUUUGUGAGAAACAACUUGAUGGAAUGCUGUCUGAGUUUGGUUUCACUUCAUUUCCAAAUCUCAACAAUCUCACCCUCGCAGCUAACUACUUCUCCGGUCCAAUACCACCAGCCAUUGAGAAUUUAACACAGCUUCAAUAUCUUGAUUUGAGAAAUAAUUAUCUAGAUGGUCCAUUCCGUUCCAGGUUAGCCAUCUUCAGAGCUUGCUCAUCUUAAACCUGUCACAGAAUGCAUUGCAAGCUCCAAAUUGGUCCGAUUUCUCUCCCAUGCCUUUCUUGCGCAUCCUCAACCUCAGUAGCAAUCCUCUUGCGUCGAAAUUCCCAGAUUUUAUAUCCAGUUCUCAUAGCCUGACUCACCUUAGCCUUAAUUAUAACGAGUUUACUGGUGAUUUGGUACGUGAAUCAGUAUUUGCCGAUCUGCAUAAUCUUGAAAAGCUCAGUCUUGUUGGCAAUUCUUUCGAGGGGCCAUUUCCGCCAGAUAUAUUCAGGCUUUCCAAAUUAAAACAUCUUAGCCUGUCAGAUAACAAACUUUCAGGUUCAAUUCCCAAUGACAUAAGGUUGCUUUGUGAUCUUGAAUACCUAUAUUUAGCCAACAAUUCCUUUGAAGGACCGCUUCCACCAAAAAUAUUCAAGCUUUCAAAAUUAAAAAAUCUUGUUAUUUGGGGUAAUAAGUUUUCAGGUUCUGUUUCCAACGAUAUAGGUUUGCUUUCUGAGCUUGAAAGCCUCUAUCUUGACUCCAAUUUUUUUGAGGGGCCGCUUCCGUCAAAUAUAUUCAAGCUCUCCAAAUUAAGGAUUCUUUUCCUUUGGCAUAAUAACUUUUCAGGUUCUAUUUCUAAGGAUAUAGGUUUGCUUUCUGGACUUGAAACCCUCUAUCUUGACUCUACUUUUUUUGAGGGUCCGCUUCCCCCACAUAUAUUCAAGCUUUCCAAAUUAACAAGUCUUGACCUCGCAUACAAUAGAAAUUUAUUUGAAGGAAGUAUUCCUAUUGGACUGGGACUCUUGACUAACCUCAGAUACUUGAGUCUAUCUUCCACUAAUCUCGGUGGCUAUAUUCCAUCUGAAAUUGGAAACCUGAAGCUACUAGAAGUUCUUGAACUCAGUUCUAAUCAAUUGAAUGGACCGCUUUCAAAGAUCAUUUCUAAUCUCACAAAUCUCACAGUUCUUGAUGUAAAUGAUAAUAGUCUUCGUGGAAAUAUUCAGAGUGACUUGUGGAAAUAUGACGAUCAUCCAACUUUGGAAUACAUCGAUUUAAGUGGGAACCAUUUUACGGGUGAGCUUCCAACAACAAUUUGCAAUGUCACUUCCCUUUUGGUUCUUGAUUUGAGUUGUCAGCUGACAUAUCUAAACAUGGAUAAUAAUGAGUUUGAAGGAUUGUUACCCCCAUCUUUGGCGAACUGUAAGCACUUCAAAAUUCUUGAUAUUGGCAAUAAUAAAAUAGGUGGUGCAUUUCCGUCAUGGCUUUAUGUACUUGGAGAGCUGGAAGUCCUUGUCUUGCGAUCAAAUAAACUCUAUGGUACAAUAAGUGGAAGGAGCAUAGAAGAUCCCUUCCCCAAGUUGCGGAUUGUGGAUCUGUCCAACAAUCAAUUCACAGGCCAUUUGCCAAUUCAAUACUUUAAGAAUAUGAAAUCAACUGAUAAUUUGUAUCGUUAUCAGAAUGACACAGGAGAUAUUUCUUUCCAUUAUGAAGCAUCUGUCUCAUUAACUGUGAAGGGAACAGAGUAUGAAGUGAAAAAUAUCCUUCAUAUUUACACAGCCAUUGAUCUGUCCUGCAACAAGUUUCAAGGAGAAAUUCCUGACGUUAUUGGAGAGCUUAGAUGGCUUGCAUUGCUCAACUUAUCUCAUAAUAGUCUAACAGGACCUAUCCCUUCGUUGCUGAGAAAUAUGAAAGGACUCCAAUCUUUAGAUUUGUCUUCAAAUCAACUGACAGGGGCUAUUCCACCUCAAUUAACUGCAUUGACAUUUCUAGAGGUCUUGAACCUCUCGGGAAACCAUCUUAGUGGAGAGAUUCCUCAGAAAGGGCAGUUCAGCACAUUUACAAAUGAUUCUUAUCUAGGAAACUCCGCGUUAUGUGGAUUACCUUUGACGAAGAAAUGUGCAAACACAGCAUCACCUCCACAAGAAGUCGGAAAUGGUGAUGAAGAUGAUGCUUGUGAUGAAUUGACAUGGGAAGCAAUUGUGAUGGGAUAUGGAUGUGGACUGAUAUGUGGAUUGUCAUCUGCGUACAUUGUUCUCAAACUAGGAAAGCCUUGGUGGUUUGUGAGAUAUAUCGAAGUACUGCAACUGAAGUUGAUGAAAAGAUGCUUGAAGAAUGGUACUGGUCGAUCAAGACGAACUUGA